Messenger RNA from Mytilus trossulus (common blue mussel), 828 nucleotides. RefSeq names its product cornifelin homolog. The record is from RefSeq and is a predicted model, not a curated record. The coding region runs from base 181 to 648 and encodes 155 amino acids. Lineage: Eukaryota; Metazoa; Mollusca; Bivalvia; Mytilida; Mytilidae. The transcript is spliced from 4 exons.
ACCAAUUUCGAAACGGAAGAAAUUACUUGAAAUAUUAUAAUUGUUCUAAUCGGAAAUGUAUUGUACAGUCUCGUUCUAAAAUUAUCACAUGAUUAUAUAAGAGGGAUUAGCGAAUACUUCCGUCAAUAUUGAUACCCUCGAGAACGAACAGCUUACUUUUAUUCGUACAUAUAAGAGGAUAUGGAAUAUCGAGGAGGAAAUCAAUUAUACCCAGAGAUUAACUAUGGAUCUACUACCUCUCAACAACCUCAAAGUUACCACCAACCAGCACAGCCUCAACAAUCCAACAUGUUUAACCAACCAAUUGUCCAGCAACCUCAAAUGCAGAAUAAUCCUCUAAUGGUCACAGGCUUUGAAGGACAUAGGGAGUGGACCACAGAUCUUUUUGACUGUUGUGCAGAGCCAAAUACAUUUUUACUAACUUGUAUGUGUUAUCCCUGUUCUAUUUGCUACUUGGGAUCACGAAUAGGAGAAACUAUGUGUAUGCCUUUAUUUGUUCCUGCAAGUGACAUUACUCUUCGUAACAAAAUAAGAACUGUUGGUGGAAUCAAGGGCUCAAUGUGCAACGACUGUGCAACAGUAUUAUUUUGUGGUCAAUGUGCCGCCUGUCAAGAACAUAGAGAACUGACAAACAUGGGCGUGUCAUAAAUACUUGUGCUUAUAUUUCUAAAGAUAUGUAAACUUGGAUAAACAUAAUUCCAGAACAAUGUCAUAUUACUUAGAAUGAUAAUUCCAAAAACGAACGCAAACUGUUUAACUCUAUAUAUAAAUAUAUAGAUCUUUUAAAAGUAUUACCGUGAUGGGUAUCGGCAUUUCGUUUUGUCUUUU